CCUUAAAGCCAUAAAUGUGGUUGUUACCUAGAGUGCUAUACCGCCUAUAAAGACAAAUCUGUAUCUGGAAUACAAGGUGGAGAUCAAACAGGUUCCAUACACCAAACAGGAUAUCGUUGAUGUCUUGAACAGAGCUUUGAAGUACUGGAUACAUACCCUGACAACCCGAACCAGGUUUUUUAAAGAUCAAGGAGGUAACUGACAGGUCAUCAGAACUGUACAAGAAAUCUGUUUCUACGUGAAGAUCUGCUGGAGAAGUGGAGAAAGGAACAGUUUGAUGUUCUUCUGAUAGACCAUGUGUAUAUGUGUGGGGAUCUGCUAGCACAGAAACUAAAUCUUUUAUCAUCACCUUUAUAGUUUGAAAAAUGAAAAUACAGUAGUAUCUUGAUAUAUAAGAUAUCUUGUAGAAAACCGUGACUUUUGUUUUAAAACACUUUUCCUUUAUUGGUUAAAAGUAAAGCGGACAAUCUGAUAUCCACUGAUAGUAGUGUGUAGUCAUUCAUUAACUGUGCAAAAACAGGUUAGACAACCCCUUUGUUUUCAUUGUUUCCUGGUUUACCCGUUAUUUCAUUUGAUACAACGAUGAGAAACAGAUCAUGUGCCUUGCUAAUGUUGCUGCUGAGCUUGACUGAAACUGUUCUCAGUGGCAAUGUGUUGGUGCUUCCAGGCGAAUACAGUCACUGGAAGAAUAUGCGUAUAAUGGUUGAGGAGCUUGUGGAGCGGCACCACAAUGUGACCGUUCUCACACACUCUGCCUCACCUACAGUGAACCAGUCUGAAAAGGCGAGGUUCAAAUUCAUGCUUUUUCAAGUCAAUGCUAGUGCAGAGGAGGCAGACAGGGUUUCACAAAAACUUAUCAAUCUCUGGUUGGAUCAAGACAGCACCAUCUUUCAGAAGCUGGCCUUGAUUUGGGACGUGAUGUCAGGGGGGUCGCGCUACAUGCAGGCUGUGUGUGAUGGAAUGUUUAAGAAAGACCUUGUGGACUUGCUAAAGGAGUCACACUUCGAUGUGCUGCUGUACGACCCUAUGAUGCCAUGCGCAGACUUGCUGGCAGAUGUUCUUGAUUUGCCCUUUGUGAUAUCAAUUCGGAUGACUUUUGCUAAUACGCUCGAGCGGCUCUGUGGGCAGAUGCCCGCUCCACCAUCGUAUGUACCUGCAGCUGCCACUCAGGGGCAUCUCACUGAUCGUAUGGACUUUACGGAGCGAUUAGAGAAUGUGAUACUAUACAUAGUACACACAGCAAUGGUCAGACUUCAAAUAAUGUUGACUUAUGAUAAACAUCUCAGCAAAAUUGCUGGCAAACCUACAACGCUGUGUGAAACUAUGAGCAAAGCUGACAUCUGGUUAAUCCGAACUUAUUGGGACUUUGAAUAUCCAAGACCAUUUUUGCCAAACUUUAAAUUUGUGGGUGGAUUACACUGCAAACCAGCAAAACCUCUACCGAAAGAGAUGGAGGAAUUUGUCCAGAGCUCAGGAGAUGAUGGUAUUGUAGUGUUUUCACUGGGAUCCUUAAUAAAAAACCUCACCAAAGAGAGAGCGAAUACCAUCGCUUCAGCACUUGGCCAGAUUCCCCAAAAGGUAUUGUGGGGGUAUGCAGGGGAGAAACCAGAAACUCUUGCUCUUAAUAUAAGAAUCUAUGACUGGAUUCCUCAAAAUGAUUUACUAGGACAUCCUAAAACCAAGGCCUUCAUCACCCAUGGUGGGACUAAUGGAAUAUAUGAAGCUAUUUAUCAUGGAGUUCCAAUGGUGGGCCUGCCGCUGUUUGCUGAUCAGCCUGACAACAUGAAUCACAUGAAAACCAAAGGAGCUGCUGUUACACUUGACUUCUUCAAAAUGGAGAGCAAGGACUUGACACAAGCUCUUAAUGACGUCAUUAGCAAUCCAUCCUAUAAAGAGAGCAUGAUGAGGUUAUCCCGAAUCCAUCAUGAUCAACCAAUGAAGCCACUAGACCAGGCAAUCUAUUGGAUUGAGUUUGUGAUGCGCCAUAAGGGCGCCAAACACCUCAGGGUCGAAGCCCAUAACCUCAUGUGGUAUCAGUACCACUGCUUGGAUGUGGCAGUCUUUUUACUUUCUCUAAUUGCACUGGUUGUGUUCAUCUUUGUAAAAACGUGCAGUUGGCUCUUCCGUAAAAGUUUCAGAAAGACCCCAAGAAAGACAAAGAAAGAGUGAAGCAAGUGUAUGUGAAUGUAUUAAUAAUUAAUGUCAAGUUUCGAAAGAUGCUUUAGAAACAAAACACCAUGUGUGUAUAGACUACAGUAUGGUGUUGAUUUAUCAACAAAAAUAAUGACGAACAAUAUUUGUUGACGACCUUUUUUUUCUGUGACUAAGACGAGAGGUUUUAAAGUGGUUUAACAAUAAAAAGUAAUAAAACAUUAGUCUUUAUUUUUAUCAACAUACACAUUUUUUUCUUCCUCUCCCACCCCCACACCUUAAGUGUGA
Molecule: messenger RNA, 2439 nt
Organism: Clarias gariepinus (North African catfish)
Lineage: Eukaryota; Metazoa; Chordata; Actinopteri; Siluriformes; Clariidae
Product: UDP-glucuronosyltransferase 2A2-like
Exons: 6
Coding region: 583-2169 (528 amino acids)
Molecular function (GO): UDP-glycosyltransferase activity
Source: RefSeq, a predicted model, not a curated record